GUCCGCUGGCGGCAAAGAGCGCGGUUCGGGCCAUGUGACCGUUGGAGGGGCGGGGAAGACGGAAUCCCAGUGUGCAGUGCGGUUCUGCAAUGGUGGUCCUUAACUCAUAGCGACUGAACAAGGGCGAUGAAAGCGGAGAUUAGGGCGCGAGAACCACAACACUUCACAUCAAUGGAAGAUCCACAGGACUCUCGGGAGCAGCCUGCAAAGAAAUCACGCCGUGAUUUAGAUUCUACAGAUGAGCAAGCUUUAAGGACUGAGGAACUGCAGAACGUAAUCCAACUGCAGAAUCAAACAAACAGAAAUGAAGGGCAAAAGUCUAAGUUUGACUGUCUGUCUAAUAACUUUACUGUGCUGAAUGAAGCAGAAGUUAAAAAUGAAAUGAUACAAAGCAGUGCGUCUGAAACACUGACAAGGAAAAGAUCUGCUCGUGUACAUCCGGGUUCAGUUAUAACCUGCGCGGGUUCUAGUCCACAUGUGCCAAAUCAAGAUAACGUGCUAAUGUUUCCUACAAAGCCAUAUCCACAUUUAUUUUCUCCACCAAUAGUUCGAGCUGCUUAUUCAGAAGAGGCUCGAUACCCAGCAGCGCAACCAUCAACAUCUUACACAUCAUAUCCAGAACCAAAUCAGCCUUAUGGACUACCUCCUUUCGGUGCAUUGUGGCCUGGUGUGAAAACAGAAUGUGGAUCACCCAGUCAGCUUGGAUACCUCCGUUAUGAUACAGGGUUUAGCUCAAACCAAACCAGCCCAGCACAUUACACAUAUCCUGCACAAGGUGCCUGUUUCCCAAGAGCCAGUAGUUAUUCUGGCAGUACUGCUGCUGCUGCUUUUGUUGUCACCAGUGCUGCAAGCCUCAGCAGCUCUAAUCAGGAUCAUCCUUUCUACACGUCUCUUGGACAAAGCCAGUUUGUGUCAUAUGUUCCCAAUUCAAAUCGUGGAACCACUACUCCAAACUCUCUGCCUCCCAGUAACCCCUCAACAACUGUUAUUUUCCAGAUGCAUAAAAUGCAAACAAAUAUUUCCAGUUCAUCAAGCCAGGAUUACCAAGCUGGAGAUUCUGGUGCAAGUCAAAGUGCAACACCCAUAAUAGUGAAGGAACUUGAGGAGCGAUCUCGAAAAACUCCAGGUGGCAAGUCCAAGGGGAAAGGAAAGAGGAAUUGUUUUUCCCCACUGCCUGAUAAUGAACUGGAGCGUGUGUUUGUGUGGGACUUGGAUGAAACCAUUAUCAUCUUUCAUUCACUACUUACUGGGUCAUAUGCACAAAAAUUUGGAAAGGAUCCAACAUCAGCAUUGACAUUGGGACUGCGAAUGGAGGAAAUGAUUUUUAAUCUUGCUGACACACACUUGUUCUUCAAUGACUUGGAGGAGUGUGAUCAAGUUCACGUGGAGGAUGUUGCAGCUGAUGACAAUGGACAAGACUUAACUAACUACAACUUUACUACUGAUGGUUUUCAUGGAUCAGUGUCUGGUUCGAGCCUUUGCACAGGUGGUGGUGUACAGGGAGGCAUUGAUUGGAUGAGAAAGCUGGCCUUUCGAUAUCGCCGUGUAAAAGAAAUAUACAACAUGUACUGUACAAAUGUUGGAGACCUGCUCAGUCCAGCCAAGAGGGAUUCCUUACAGCAGUUAAGAGCUGAUGUUGAAGUUUUAACUGACUGCUGGCUAACAACUGCAUUGAAAUCACUAUUGCUAAUUCAGUCAAGAAGAAACUGUGUUAACAUCCUGGUCACGACAACACAACUAGUUCCAGCUCUGGCUAAAGUGUUGCUGUAUGGACUAGGGAAAAUUUUCCCUAUUGAAAACAUUUACAGUGCCACAAAAAUAGGCAAAGAAAGUUGUUUUGAACGGAUUGUGUCCAGAUUUGGGAAGAAAGUUACAUACGUAGUCAUUGGGGAUGGUCGAGAUGAGGAAUAUGCAGCUAAACAGGUAAACUUGAUUUUAAAAUGGUUUGCAGUGAAUGUAAAUUAUGACAAAGGUUUGAUACAAAUGCAAUGGCAAUAA
Molecule: messenger RNA, 1998 nt
Organism: Rhincodon typus (whale shark)
Lineage: Eukaryota; Metazoa; Chordata; Chondrichthyes; Orectolobiformes; Rhincodontidae
Product: eyes absent homolog 3-like
Exons: 18
Coding region: 127-1998 (623 amino acids)
Biological process (GO): cell differentiation; positive regulation of DNA repair; negative regulation of extrinsic apoptotic signaling pathway in absence of ligand
Cellular component (GO): nucleus
Molecular function (GO): protein tyrosine phosphatase activity
Source: RefSeq, a predicted model, not a curated record